ACAGGUGCGCAUACAGGUAACCGGAAGUGGAUUGAUUUGGAAUGGCGUAGGAAAACAACGACUAGAUAACUAUUUGAAAUAACACGAUGGGCACGAACAUCUGUGUAUCGUUCUUUGCCUUCUUAUGUUUAAUCGCACUGAGUAAUGCUCAAACACAAUUUUUAAGAUGGUGUGUAAUCUCAGAAGCCGAACAGAAGAAAUGUCAGGAUCUGAAAAAGGUGGCCGCAAGCAUGUACGCCAAUAGAGUACCAAGCUAUGAGGUCAUUCCACUGAUAGAAUGUGUUCUGGGAAAAGAUGUGUAUAACUGCAUGGAGAAGAUUCAGGACAAUGAUGCUGAUAUCAUGGCCCUUGACACAGGACAGGCCUACUUUGGAGGGAGGUACUACAACAUGAUGCCCUUCCUAGCAGAGAAAUACAGCCCAGGGGGCGCAGGUACAGGAGAUGGAAUGAACUACUAUGCUGUAAUAGUUGCCAAGAGAGGAUCACAGUUUAAUGUCUUUCAACUGCAGGACAAAAGAGCUUGUUUCCCAGGGGUUGGAACUGCAGCUGGAUGGCUCUAUCCUAUUGGUGAAUUUGUAAAGAAGAACGGUCAGACCAACAUCAUGCAGGUGACAGAAUGUAAUGCCAUUGUUAAAACUGCCACCAACUUCUUCAAGUCCAUGUGCUUGCCAGGAGCCCUGACAUCUUUUUAUAACCCAUUCGGAAACAAUCCAGCGAGAAUUUGUGAGUUAUGUUCUGGGUUCUUGGAAAAGAAAUGCUCGACUGACGACCCAUUUGCUGGAUAUGACGGAGCAUUUAAAUGUAUGUCGGAGGACGCCGGGGAUGUGGCCUUCCUGAGACAUGACACCGUGGCACAGAUGGCCAUGAACUCCAGCUAUAUGCCUGAUAACUAUGAGUUGCUGUGUCCUAAUGGGAUGCGAGUGCCCGUGACAGAGUACAUGACCUGUAACUAUGGAUCCAUCCCCGCCAACACUGUAAUGACCUCCUCACUGAAAACCAAACCAGAAGUGGACGUCUACAAGAACUUCCUGCUGAAAGCUGCACAAUGGUUUGGUCCCAGCGGACAGUACAGGAACCAGUUUGAUAUGUUCAGCUCCCAGCCCUGGGGAUACUUUAACCGCAGAAAUCUGCUAUUUACGGACAGCACACAGACGCUGGUGGAUGUUGGAGAGAAAAACACUUACUACAGUUGGGUUGAUAAUGACUUCUAUCAGAUAAUGGAGUACCACAAUGCCUGUCCCUUGAUAACAGCCCGACUCUGCGUCAUCUCCAAGCAAGAGAAGAAGAAGUGCGAGAAGAUGAUGAUGGCCUUUAACGCCAAGGACUUGCGUCCAAGUCUGGACUGCAUCAAAGGGAAGGGAACGGAUGACUGCAUGAAGCUGAUAUCCAAGGGAGAUGCAGAUAUGGUGAUGUUGGACCCCGGGGAUGUGUACUUAGCGGGAAAGAAAUAUGGCUUGGAGCCAUUUGUGGUUGAGGACUAUGGGAAUAUGAAUGCCUCUGUCCAUGUGGUAGCUGUGGCCAGAAAGAGAGACCACUAUAUGACAUUGUUCAACCUCAAAAAGAAAAGAGCUUGUUUGCCAGGAAUUGGUCGGGGAGACGGAUGGAUCAUUCCAAUGAAUAUCUUUAUUGAAACAGAGCAGUUCAUUCCGCAGCACUGUACCCUCUUUGAGAAUCUGGGUCAGCUGUUUAUCCAUUCCUGUAUCCCCGGGGCCAUGGACAAGGACUACAACCCCAACCAGAAGCCAGUCAGUCUGUGCGAGGGCUGCGCGGCGGGCGGCUUCAGGAAGUGUCAGAGAACCAGUGAGGACCAGUACUUCAGCUCCAGCGGGGCAUUCCGCUGUCUCACUGAGAAGGGUGGAGAUAUUGCGUUUGUGAAACAUCUGACAGUACGUGGCAAUACUGAUGGUAGGAGACAGUCCUACUGGGCCCGAAACAGGCGUUCUGAUGACUACGAGUUGAUGUGUAAAGAUGGCCGCAGAACCCAUAUUGAUGACUGGGAGAACUGUCACCUCGGCCAGAUUCCUGCUAGCGCCAUGGUUACAGCCAAGUACAAGAGUGAACAGGAUAGAACCAUAUUUUGGCAGCUGUUAAACUAUGGUCAACAGUUCUUUUCCUCAGACAUUGAAGGAGACUUCCAUUUAUUUGAUUCUGGGACUUGGUACAAUGAUCUGAUAUUUUCCGACGACGCUGUGCGAUUAAUGAGGCUGGACAAGAGUAUGCAGGAUUACAGGAAUUACCUGGGUCAGGACUUUAUCAACAAGGUGGAAAACCUGCACAAGUACACCUGUGUUCCAGUCAAACCCAAAAGCUCCUCAUCACACACUUCCAUCUCUCUCCUACUACUGGCAGCCAUAUUCAUACUCCAGUUGGUUGUGUAACAUACAUGUAUGCUGGUGACUUCAACAACAAAGUGAUAAAUCAUAUUUCAUGGAUGAAAGUUGUGAUGAAAGUGUGUCUUUCAGAACUGUAUCUGUCCUAUAUGUAUAUGUAUAUCAUUGUCAUUAUUACUGUGUAAUUGUGAGGAUUUUUGAAAACAUUCUAUAUCAAUCAAUUGCAAGAAGCAUGCGUAGUUACAUUGUAUAUUCAUUACAUUAUAACCACUGUAUUAUAUCUCUAUUACCCCCUUUUUUAAUCUUUAAUGUCAUGGAGUUGAAGAAUGAGGAAAAAACCACAAGUCCCACAUGGUGCAUUCUUCCUCCAAAACACCUCAUUCAGGGAAAGGUUGUGCAUUUUGUUGUAAAUUACUUAUAUUAUAUACCCACUACCAACACUGUAUCCAUACUGCACUUACUACAAGUAGAUAGAAAUAGGUUUAGUUUUUAACCAAAGAUCGAAAUCAUUUAAAAUCCCAUUUUUUUUGUUCGAUACUCUGACAUCAUAUAGGCUCAAACUCUUUUGUUAAUCUGGCAAUGAUUUUUAUGUAGGAUUUCUAGAGGUAUGUUUGUACAAGUGUGUUUUUCCAUUAAUUUGUAUCAGGUGCCAUUUAUAUGCUUUGUACAUUCCUAGAUAUGAAUGCUAAUAUUUUAUACAAGAGAGUGUACAGUCAUUGAGAGAAUGAGAGAAUGCUUAUUUGUAAAUACUUGUAUCUAUUUUUAUACAAAUCAUUUUUUAUUUCGAAUGUACUUGACAUGUAUGCAAAUAUUUUGUAUUUUAGGAGAGUGUAAUGAAUUGUAUUUUAUAUGAUGAUUAUCCAGCAAUUAAUAUAAAUUAAGAGUUUUUUCAUUAACUGGUAUCCUACCAGUGAGUUUGGUUUUAGUUCUUUUUCUCUAAAAUCUAAUUUAUGAACAAAUUUAGAAAUUCAUGAUAAUGUUUACUGUCUUUAUACUGGAUAUUUCAACUGGACACAAAUAAACUGAAAAACUUAA
Molecule: messenger RNA, 3365 nt
Organism: Magallana angulata
Lineage: Eukaryota; Metazoa; Mollusca; Bivalvia; Ostreida; Ostreidae
Product: melanotransferrin-like
Exons: 14
Coding region: 87-2378 (763 amino acids)
Biological process (GO): iron ion transport
Cellular component (GO): early endosome; plasma membrane; recycling endosome
Source: RefSeq, a predicted model, not a curated record